Messenger RNA from Colletotrichum fioriniae, 561 nucleotides. RefSeq lists its product as uncharacterized. The record is from RefSeq and is a predicted model, not a curated record. NCBI's taxonomy places the organism in Eukaryota, Fungi, Ascomycota, Sordariomycetes, Glomerellales, Glomerellaceae.
AUGGACGACCUGUCCGAGCAGGGACUUCAGGAAGAAAGCUUGGACUACGUGUUCGGGCGUAUGCUGUUCCUCGCGAUCGACGACUGGAAAGAGUACUUUUCACGCGUUCACCACCUCUUGAAGCCCGGUGCCAUCGUCGAGCACCAGGAUUGCUCCUGGGAGUACUACCGCCAAGGUACACAGACAAAGCUCAGCGGAAAUUGGUCUUGGCAUCAAGCAGUUCUAGAGGAGUCGCAGGCUAUGGGACUGGAUAUCCUAGUUGGUGAUCAUGUCGGAGAUCACAUGAAAGCCGCCGGGCUCGAAGUGCUUCUUACGCGAUCGUUUGAGUUUUCAAUGAUGCCGUCCGAGAAGAAUAUUCCCAGCGCUGCAGUCGGGUGCUAUGCGCAACGCACUCUUCUCAAGGCAUUCCCAGACCUUCUCAGAAAGAUAUUGACAAAGCGGGACUUGUACUCUGAUGAAGAUGUUUUGAAAUUGACAAAGGAGUGUCUUGAGACUUCAUCGGCGGAGGAGGGGAUUUUUGUCAAGUACACAGUCACCAUUGGGAGGAAGCCAGCUCAGUAG